This is a messenger RNA of Rangifer tarandus platyrhynchus (Svalbard reindeer), 378 nucleotides long. The record is from the annotation of a GenBank genome assembly. NCBI's taxonomy places the organism in Eukaryota, Metazoa, Chordata, Mammalia, Artiodactyla, Cervidae.
AUGAACAACCAGGUACUCCUCAACUUCCUGCUCUGCGGCGGGCUGCUGGUCAUCAAGAUGUACGUGGUGGCCAUCAUCACCGGCCAAGUGAGGCUGCAGAAGAGGGUACGUGCGGCUCUCGGGGACCCCCAGUCCAUCGUGUGUACACUCACGUCUCCGGCCGCCAUCGGGAAGGCUGGCUUCGGGGACCAGAAGUCUUCCCGGCCCUGGAGCAUGUGGAAGCGGGUUGGGAAGGACUUUCCCCUCCCAGCCCUGUGGGAUGGCUCCUCUGUGGCCCGCACGUCCUUGUCCCGUGGUUGUUUUUGUUUUAACCCGAAUUUGCAUGUUCUCCUUGCGCAGGGGCCCUGCUCUGAGCCACCAGGGAAGUCCAAGCGUUAG